Helianthus annuus (common sunflower) is the source of this 1033-nucleotide messenger RNA. RefSeq names its product adrenodoxin-like protein 2, mitochondrial. Bases 172 to 711 code for a protein of 179 amino acids. The transcript is spliced from 8 exons. Gene Ontology annotation, molecular function: 2 iron, 2 sulfur cluster binding. Lineage: Eukaryota; Viridiplantae; Streptophyta; Magnoliopsida; Asterales; Asteraceae. Gene Ontology annotation, biological process: P450-containing electron transport chain. Gene Ontology annotation, cellular component: mitochondrion. The record is from RefSeq and is a predicted model, not a curated record.
UUGUUUCAAAAGGUACGCUGUGUGUGUUUUGACAGUUUACCGUUUAAAAGAACCCUACCUAAUUUGUGCAAGGGUUCAUUGUAAAGGCGGUUUGGGCCGUCGUCUCUCCAUCCAUUCACUACACACCAUCUCCUGCUCGAUCACAAAGAUAGUGCGACAUCUUCUGUUAUUAUGUUCAUUUCUAAAUUAUCAAGACUUGGAGCUCAGGCGUUCAAGGGCUUAUCAAAAGCUCCACUAACAAUUAGACCAAAACGGUCAUUUUUCCCUAUAGUUCAGAAAGACUAUUUGGAGCCCGCGAGCUGUAAAUUAUUCUCUACUACAGCCAUCGGAAAUUCACAAGAAAAAGAAGAAAGCCAAAAGAUCUCUGUGACCUUCUUUGACAAAGAUGGAGAGCAGGAAAUUAAGGUUCCUGUUGGAAUGUCAAUGCUAGAAGCUGCCCAUGAGAAUGACAUAGAGCUUGAAGGAGCUUGUGAAGGUUCACUUGCUUGUUCCACGUGUCAUGUGAUUGUCAUGGAUGUGGAACAGUAUAAUAAGCUGGAAGACCCUACAGACGAAGAGAAUGAUAUGCUAGAUCUUGCUUUUGGACUGACUGAAACGUCUCGGCUUGGUUGUCAAGUAAUUGCAAAACCUGAACUUGAUGGCCUUCGUCUAGCACUUCCUGCUGCUACUAGAAAUUUUGCUGUUGAUGGAUACAAACCAAAACCACACUAACCCUAUUUAUUUUUGGAUCAAAACUAGAGAACCAAUUUUUGUAGCAUGUAUUUGCAUUUGAGUGGAUGCUUCAAGGCUUGAUAUCAUAUUUGUCCAUUUAUCUAAUCCUUGGUUUUACAGAGCGCGAGGAGGCGAUAGGGUCCUUGAGGGAGCACGCUUAUUAAAACCAAGAUCUAAUCUUGCAAAUAAUUAAUGGCUUGGGGUUUAGAAUUUAUGAUUGUUGUAGCUUGUGGAAUUAAGAUUGCAGCCAUUACUUUGUUACAAGGUGGUUAUUGCUAUUAAAAAUAAUGUGGCUUGGUAUGGUCAUAUAUAUAGAAUUAAA